CAAUUGGAAGGACCCUCAUUCCUCGUUAUUUUAGCACUGUCUUUGAAGGAGGUGUAACAGACCUGUAUUACAUUCUCAAGCACUCAAAAGAGUCAUACCACAACUCAUCCAUCACAGUGGACUGUGAUCAAUGCACCAUGGUCACCCAGCAUGGAAAACCCAUGUUUACCAAGGUAUGCACAGAAGGACGUCUUAUCUUGGAGUUUACUUUUGAUGAUCUUAUGAGAAUAAAAACAUGGCACUUUACUAUUAGACAGUACAGAGAAUUAGUCCCACGCAGCAUUCUAGCCAUGCAUGCACAAGACCCUCAGGUGCUGGAGCAGCUGUCCAAAAACAUCACUCGAAUGGGUCUGACAAACUUCACCCUCAACUACCUCAGGUUGUGUGUAAUACUGGAGCCAAUGCAGGAACUGAUGUCAAGACAUAAAACUUACAAUUUAAGUCCUCGAGACUGCUUGAAAACUUGCUUGUUUCAAAAAUGGCAGAGAAUGGUGGCCCCACCAGCAGAACCCACAAGACAACCGACAACCAAACGGAGAAAAAGGAAAAACUCUACCAGCAGCACUUCCAACAGCAGUGCUGGGAACAACGCCAAUAGUACCAACAGCAAGAAAAAGUCAGCUGCUGCAAACCUGAGUCUAUCAAGUCAGGAUGUGAUGGUGGUAGGAGAACCAACUCUGAUGGGAGGCGAAUUUGGGGACGAAGACGAAAGGCUUAUCACUAGAUUAGAGAAUACACAGUAUGAUGCAGCAAAUGGCAUGGAUGAUGAAGAAGAUUUCAACAAUUCACCUGCACUGGGAAAUAACAGCCCGUGGAACAGCAAACCUCCUGCUAACCAGGAGACUAAAUCGGAAAACCCCACACCACAAGCUUCCCAAUAGGUUAUUCUGCAGCAGUACCCACUGCAAUGUAUGUCAGUGGGUUAUUAAUUACUGUUUCACAGCAUUCUUUAAAAAAAAAUAAUUAAAAAACCCCAUGUUUCAACGGAUACAGUAUCUAUUUCUAAACUAAAGCUAUCUGAUUUUUUUAAUUAGGGGAAACUCUUGUAUAAGCUUCUAUAUACAUUUCUUGGAAGCAUUCACAUACAACAUGAUACUGGCACUGACCUCAAUUAAAAUAAUUGAAAAUUAAAUAGCAUCUCAUGGUAAAUUUCUGACAAUGCAUUUUAUUGGAAGGGGUUGUUUUUUUCCUCAUCAAACAAUGGCCAUAUUUGAACAAGUCAUCAGUGCUCAGGAUCUCAUUAACGUAACUAUGUAAAACUUUUUACAAUUGUAAUAUA
This is a messenger RNA of Cariama cristata (Red-legged seriema), 1279 nucleotides long. RefSeq names its product LIM domain binding 2 (gene LDB2). The record is from RefSeq and is a predicted model, not a curated record. Gene Ontology annotation, cellular component: nucleus; transcription regulator complex. Lineage: Eukaryota; Metazoa; Chordata; Aves; Cariamiformes; Cariamidae. The annotation marks the transcript as partial. The transcript is spliced from 6 exons. Gene Ontology annotation, biological process: negative regulation of transcription by RNA polymerase II; nervous system development; positive regulation of transcription by RNA polymerase II. Gene Ontology annotation, molecular function: LIM domain binding.